ACGCAGUCUGGCAGCGCUGAGCAUACGGCCAGAAACAAAAAGUCAUCUUCGAAGCGGCGUUUAGCAUUUUGCGAAUCUAAUUUACGCCCAUCUUUAUUACAGUGUCAAAUAUAACUAAUAAUGUCUAUUCUGGCCUAUAACGGAGGUUGCGUGGUCGCAAUGCGUGGUAAGGACUGCGUGGCUAUUGCAACGGAUCAUCGCUUUGGCGUGCAGGCACAAACCAUCUCCACAGACUUUAAAAAGGUGUUCCACAUUGCACCGCGGAUGUUCCUCGGACUGACUGGCCUGCAGACGGACAUAUUGACAGUACGCGAUCGUCUGAUGUUCCGCAAAAACAUAUACGAAACAAAGGAGAAUCGGGAGAUGGCACCCAAACCAUUUUCGGCUAUGCUGUCUAGUUUCCUGUACGAGCAUCGCUUUGGACCCUACUUCAUCGAGCCGGUGGUGGCAGGUCUGGAUCCAAAGACCAUGAAGCCCUUCAUCUGCAACAUGGACCUUAUUGGAUGCCCCAACGAGCCUGAUGACUUUGUGGUAGCUGGCACCUGUGCUGAGCAAUUGUAUGGCAUGUGCGAGACACUAUGGCGACCGGACUUGGAGCCGGAUCAGCUGUUCGAGGUCAUCGCUCAGUCGAUGGUGAAUGCUUUCGAUCGUGAUGCCAUGAGCGGUUGGGGCGCCACUGUCUACAUUAUCGAGAAGGACAAGAUAACGGAGCGCACGCUGAAGACUCGCAUGGAUUAGGCAUUUUUUUUUUUCGUAAAACAUGAUUGCAAAUAAAAUUUGUAAGGAAA
This is a messenger RNA of Drosophila virilis, 788 nucleotides long. RefSeq names its product proteasome subunit beta type-3 (gene Prosbeta3). Lineage: Eukaryota; Metazoa; Arthropoda; Insecta; Diptera; Drosophilidae. Gene Ontology annotation, cellular component: proteasome core complex; proteasome core complex, beta-subunit complex. Gene Ontology annotation, biological process: proteasome-mediated ubiquitin-dependent protein catabolic process. The record is from RefSeq and is a predicted model, not a curated record.